Messenger RNA from Clupea harengus (Atlantic herring), 975 nucleotides. RefSeq names its product BLOC-1 related complex subunit 8 (gene borcs8). Lineage: Eukaryota; Metazoa; Chordata; Actinopteri; Clupeiformes; Clupeidae. Gene Ontology annotation, cellular component: BORC complex. The record is from RefSeq and is a predicted model, not a curated record.
UCGCCGUGGAAUAUCAUAACCUGGGAACUGUACUUCCAGUGCCUUUGAGGAACAACGGACCAAUUUCCAGGGGCACAAAGAAAGCAAAAUAGACCGACAUUACUGCCAAGACUGAGACAGAGACGCACAAUUUUCGGUUUUUAUUUGUCGAAAUGGAUGACCAGGAAAUGCAGCUUAAAGUUAAAAGAGUGACCGAUAAAUUCACGGAAAGUAUGUACGUUUUGGCCAACGAACCGUCAGUUGCGCUGUACAGAUUACAGGAGCAUGUCAGGAGGUCACUUCCAGAGUUAGUACAACACAAAUCAGAUAUGCAAAGCUGGGAAGAGCAAAGUCAAGGGGCCAUUUAUUCAGUGGAGUAUGCAUGCAGCGCUGUUAAAAGCAUGACCAACAGCAGUCUCUACUUCAAAAGCAUAGAUGGAUUGCUUCGUCAGGCCAUCUCUAUGAAAGACCAGAUCAACAAUACCCAAGGCCGCAGGAAAAGAACGGUGGAGACUGCGGUGUCAAAAGAAGUGGGGGAGAAGCACGGUUCUGGAAUGUGAAGCGGCGGCCCUACAGGCCCUCUCACUCUGCACUGAAGAGGUGGGGGGUUCAAAAGGUCCCUUGUCCCUUAAUCUUGUGAGAGUGCUGCCAUUACAUCAGCAGACCAGGACCCCUCAAAAAAGGACCUCCCCACAAGGGAGACCUGUCAUUCGGCCAGGCCUGCCAUUAGAAUGCCUGUUUGGGGAUGUCUAUAAAAGAAGGAAUUGUUCUCAGUCGUGCAUACUGCUCUCAAGGAAUUUGACCAGACCUCGCUGCAGGUUGAGGUGCUGACUGACAACCUGAGAUUUUUCAAUGAGUUUAACUUUUGCUUUCCUUUUUAUCAUUUCUUUUAUUCUUUAAAAAAAAAAUCUAACUUGAGAUUGGCUUCACUGCAAAUGUUUGGUAUGAUUAUAAUUUAAAUUUGCUUAGUAAUGAUUAAAAUUACUUUUGUAAUAA